Messenger RNA from Anopheles marshallii, 603 nucleotides. RefSeq lists its product as uncharacterized. The transcript has a single exon. Bases 1 to 603 code for a protein of 200 amino acids. Lineage: Eukaryota; Metazoa; Arthropoda; Insecta; Diptera; Culicidae. The record is from RefSeq and is a predicted model, not a curated record.
AUGAAGGUUUCCAUCAUAUUCCUUGCCGCCGCAACCAUUGCGGUAGCUUCCGCUGCUAGCUUUUCCAACUUUGGUAUAGGCAUUCGACCUGCACCGCCAUCCGAAUCCCAGAACAGUGAUUCUAGCAGUAGCUCGUCAGAAAGCGAUCAAACGGGCGAACAACAGUCUGGCGAUGCUUCCGGAUCGGCUGAAGCUAAUGCAGGAAUUCAACCAAUCGGUAUCUUCAGACCCAUACCCAACAGACCGUGGUGGCCCAUUCCAAGGAUUCCUCCAUUCCGUCCACCCUUCCUUCCGCGUCCUCCGUUCGGUGGACAUGGACGUCCGUGGUGGUUGAGGCCACCGUUCCACCGACCCACCACCAGUACCGUUGCACCGGAGGGAACUUCCGUUGCCAGUCCGACCACUUCGGUAGCUUCGACUACUGCGGAAGCUGCAACGACGACAGAGGAGGCCACAACUACCACCACUGAGGAGGCAACUACCACCGAGGAACCAACCACUACUGAGGAGGCAACCACCACAGAGGAGGCUACCACUACUGAGGAGGCUACCACUACUGAGGAGGCAACCACCUCAGAGGAGGAGGCUACCACUACUGGGUAG